UGGGUUCUUGCAGUUGAGCACGUUUUGUAACCACUGUAGCCGAGGCGUUGACAGUUUUUUGGUCAUAGGCUCUCUUUCAGCAGUGGAUUGCUAUAAUUAAAAAACUACCGUGGCAUUUAGCCAAGUCAUUGGCCAGAAGCGUAGUGAAAAUAGGUGCGGCUGGGGGGCGAGCAGGAGGGGGCCAAUUGGAUACAACUAUUAAAGUAUUAAGCGCAGUGUAGAAAACUGACGCUCACUUGAAGGUAGCGGCGUCCGGAUGCGCCGCAGCUUGGGCGCACAGGUAAGGCACACGACAUGCAGGUGGCUUGGCUGGCUGCGCUCAGUGGCUCAGCCGAUUGGAGCUUGGAGCGGCGUGAGUAACAAGCCCUGCGACUCGACGAUUGUCGCUCGGUGCGGCCCAAAGCCGCAAACGCGUGCACAGUCGAUAAAGCACACUCGAAUCGAACGUAAGCAGCGAGCGCUGGCCACGAUCGUGAUCGCGACGACGACGACGACGACGACGACGAAGAAGGCGACGGUGACGGCACUUUGAUUGCAAUUUUCAUUCAUAUCCAUUCAUGCGAACAUAUUGCGACUGCUUCUUGGCGCUGGUCUCUGUGCCUCGGCCGUUGUUUAUGAAAGCUCCGGCGGCACUUUCUUCUUUCAUUGUGCGCUCGAUCCUUUUGGCUGGCAAACAAACGCGUGGCAGCUUUCAUUUUCGAUCGAUAGCGAACCGGUUCGGGCUAAACGGUUAGCAUUACUUAAUCCAGCUUUCAUGCAAUCGCCAUCCUGCCAGCAUGAGAUCGUUGCGCCUGGGCCUGGAUUUCGUCAUGCUGGCAUUGCUGCUGCGCCAGGUGCUGGCCACCAUACGCCAUUCGCGCGAAAUUAUUAUCACAGACGCGGUGCGUCGCAUACAGCACGACGGCUACAAUGUGGAGCAGCAUACGGUGAUAACGAAGGAUGGCUACGUGCUGACUCUGCAUCGCAUACCCCAAGUCCAGCUGGAUGCAAAUGGAACGUUUUACACAGUGCUCCGACGCCCUGUAGUAUUUUUGCUCUCCGGCCUCUAUGCCUCGUCGGAUGUGUGGCUGCUCAACGGACGGGAGGACUCGCUGGCAUAUUUACUCUGGCGCGCGGGCUACGAUGUGUGGCUGGGCAAUAAUCGCGGCAACAUCUAUUGCCGCCACAAUCUAUGGCUUAACACGACAGAUCGCGAGUUUUGGAACUUCAGCUGGCAUGAGAUGAGCGUCUACGAUAUGCCUGCUCAGAUUGACCGUGUGCUACGCACAAGCGGGGUAUCCCAGAUGCAUUUCGUGGGUAUCUCCCAGGGUGGAACAGUGUUUCUGGUGCUCAACUCAAUGCUGCCGCAGUACAAUGCAGUCUUCAAGACGGCCACACUACUGGCGCCAGUUGCCUACGUGGACAAUACGCAAAGUGGCUUGGCAAAAAUCAUUGGACCGAUCUUGGGCACACGCAACUAUGUCUCCAAGAUGCUCGAGGGCAUUGAGAUGUUCUCAACGAACAAGUUCUUUAAGAAGUUUCUGUCGAUGACAUGCUUGGAUAACGAGAAGCCUUUGGUGUGCAUCACCCGACUCUGGCCAGCGGUUGGCUAUGAUACGCGCUUUCUAAACAAGACCCUGCUGCCGGAUUUGAUGGCCAACUUUCCGGCGGGUGGUUCCGUAAAGCAGCUGAUGCACUACUUUCAGGGCUACGUAUCCACCAAAUUUCGACAGUACGACUAUGGCCCGGAACUCAACUGGCUGCACUAUCAGCAGCUGGAGCCGCCGGAGUAUGCACUGGAAAUGGUGAAGACACCGGUAACAAUUUUCUUUGCGGAAAACGAUUAUAUUGUAGCGCCCGCGGACAUCUGGCGUCUGGUCAAGCGUUUGCCUAACGUCGAGGCUGUCUAUAAGGUACCCUGGAAGCGCUGGAAUCACUUUGAUUUCAUAUGCGGUCUGGGCGUGCGCGAAUACAUCUUCGAUAAUAUUGUGCUCUCCAUGAAUCGAUACGAGCAGCGCCGUCGACGCUGAACGAAAUGAAAUUUCUUAUGCCACAAGAAUAUGAUAUGAUUCUAAAAGGGUUUUUUCUGCAGAUUUCAAUUUCAAUUUCGAUUCAGACUUCGUCUUAAUAUCAUAUCAAAUAACUCUGGCAAAAUCGCGGUUGUACAGUGUUAUUUGCCAGGGACCUUGAACCACAACUUCUACUAGUGCCAAAUAAUUAGCUAAGUAUAUAUAAUGAGUCCACGGUUGAUUCUUCCUAAGA
This is a messenger RNA of Drosophila hydei, 2241 nucleotides long. RefSeq names its product lipase 3. Lineage: Eukaryota; Metazoa; Arthropoda; Insecta; Diptera; Drosophilidae. The record is from RefSeq and is a predicted model, not a curated record. Gene Ontology annotation, molecular function: hydrolase activity, acting on ester bonds. Gene Ontology annotation, biological process: lipid metabolic process. The transcript has 3 exons. Bases 777 to 2009 code for a protein of 410 amino acids.